CCUAUCCAAGAAAGAAGACUAAAUCUGAUUACUUUCAUAUACCUUAUAUAGUUUUGUUUUUUUCUUCCAACCCUCACUAUUUAUAUCCACUCCCCCUUCCUCCUUUUUCACCAACUUCAAUUCUCCUUCUUCCCUUUGAUCUUUGAAGCAACUUACUGAACUAAUGGAGCACGGUAACAUCACCUAUUUGAAGGAUUUGGAUUUGGCUCGCCGUGAUUACACUGUGAAGGUUCGUGUACUCCGUUUAUGGAAGCAACCGAUGUAUAACAAUCCAGAGCAGUUUUACUCAAUCGAAAUGAUCGUUGUUGAUGAAGAGGGAACCACCAUGCAAGCCAAUGUUCUCCGAAGAUGGUUUCCGAGAUUUGAACAACUUUUGAAUGAAUCAGAUUGCUAUUUCAUUGUCAAACCCACUAUUGGUUUAAAUGAGUCCAAGUACAAGUAUGUGGACAACAAAAACAAGCUGGGAAUCUACUGUGAUACCGAUGUGUAUCCAUGUAAGGAUUUCAAUGGUCCCAUCUAUGGGUUCUCAUUCACAUCCUUUAAGGAUAUCAUUGACAAAACUGUUCCAGAAAACAAAUCUAUAGUUGUAUAUACGGUGGAGUUUCAAAAGCGCGGCUUGCCUCAUGCUCAUUUGUGCUUAUUUAUGCAUGCCGACCACAAACUUCCAACCGUUGAUUAUAUCGAUCCAUUCAUUUCUGCCGAAAUACCUGACAAAGACAAAGAACCAGAGUUAUAUUUUCUUGUAAGUGAGUUCAUGAUUCAUGGUCCUUGUGGUGUUCAAAAUAUGAAUUGUCCCUGCAUGAUUGACGGAAAGUGUUCCAAAAAUUUUCCCAAAAAAUUUCGUGAAUCUACAUGCAUAGAUGGUGAUGGUUUUCCCGUUUAUAGAAGACGUAACAACGGUGUUUUUAUUGAGAAGUCAGAUGUCAAGUUAGAUAACCGCAGUGUUGUGCCAUACAAUAAAAUUCUUUUACAAAGAUAUCAAGCACACAUCAAUGUUGAGUGGUGCAAUCAGGCCGGAUCAAUAAAAUAUUUGUUUAAAUAUAUAAAUAAAGGUCAUGAUAGGGCAUCAAUUUGUUUUGUACCAAGUAAAGAAGCAAAUGAUCAAGAAAAGACGGUUGAUGAAAUCAAAGACUACUAUAGUUGUAGAUACAUAUCUGCUUGUGAAGCGUCUUGGCGGAUUUUUUCUUAUGAUAUACAUUAUAGGAAUCCUUCUGUCAUUAGGCUUCCUUUUCAUCUUCCAGGACAACAACAUGUUAUCUAUGAAGAAUUUGAAGAAAUAGAAGAUGUGUUAGAUAAACCGUCAGUGAAUGCUUCAAUGUUUUUACAGUGGUUUGUUUGUAAUGAAAAAUACCAUGCGGCACGUCAACUUACUUAUGUCGAAUUCCCAACAAAAUUUGUAUGGAAGAUCAACAAACGUAAGUGGAAACCAAGGAAAAGAGGGUUUUCAAUUGGCAGAAUUCAUUCGGUUUCUCCUUCAGUCGGUGAAGCUUAUUAUUUGAGGAUUUUGUUGAACAAGGUGAAAGGUCCAAGAAAUUUUGAGGAUAUUAGAACCGUAAAUGAUGUUGAGUAUCCUACUUUUAGAGAUGCAUGUUAUGCAUAUGGCCUUUUGGAUGAUGACAAUGAAUAUGUUGAAGCAAUUAUAGAAGCCAGUUUCACCGGAUCGGGUUAUUAUUUAAGAAGUUUGUUUUGUACAAUGUUAAUGUCCGAGAGUAUGUCUAGACCUGAAUUUGUGUGGGAAAAAACUUUCACUUACUUAUCAGAUGACAUUCUCUACAAGCAACGUCGUAUUUUAAAACAUCCAGGUUUGGUACUUAACGAAGAUCAAAUUAAGAACCUAACAUUGUUUGAGAUCCAAAAGUUUUUACUUCGAAAUAAUUCCACUCUUAAAAGGUAUUCCAGUAUGCCUUUUCCUAAUCAUGAUUGUAUAUCUUCCGCAAACAAUCUUUUACUUAGUGAAGAGUUGGCUUAUGACAAGGAGAUAUUAGCUGAAGAGUUUCGUAACCUUUUCUCUUCAUUAACUCAUGAACAACGGGUUAUAUAUGAAGAAAUCAUCACAGCGGUGGAUAACAACAAAGGAGGGGUUUUUUUUGUUUAUGGUUACGGUGGAACUGGAAAAACAUAUCUUUGGAAGACUUUAUGUGCAUCUAUAAGAUCAGAAGGGAAAAUUGUUUUAAGUGUGGCUUCCAGUGGAAUUGCAUCUCUUUUGCUAUCAGGAGGGAGGACUGCUCACUCUCGGUUCCACAUUCCUAUCAAUUUAGAUGAGGAUUCUUUUUGUUUCAUUAAGCCAGAUAGCGAUCUUGCACGUUUAUUACAAGAAACAUCACUUAUUAUUUGGGACGAAGCACCAAUGGUACAUAAACAUGGAUUUGAAGCUUUGGACAGAUCGUUAAAAGACCUUUUUAGAUCUGUAUCUGGAGCAUCAUCAGAAUUACCAUUUGGUGGGAAAGUUAUAGUUUUUGGAGGAGACUUCCGACAAAUACUACCUGUGGUGCCAGGAGGAAGCAGACAACAAAUUGUAAAUGCUUCUUUAAGUUCUUCUUAUAUUUGGAGAACUUGCAAAGUCCUAAAAUUGACCAAAAAUUUGAGGUUGAGUACCUCAAAUGAUCCAUCUGAAAUACAAGAAACUACCAACUUUGCAAACUGGCUUUUGGAUAUAGGGGAAGGUAAUGUCGGUGGUGUGAAUGACGGCAAUGCAAUUUUACAAAUACCCGAAGAUCUUCUCAUCAAACAUUCGUCUGAUCCCAUUUCAGAGUUAAUCGAGUUUGUAUAUCCUUCUCUUAUAUAUAAUUUCAAUGAACAAAAUUACUUCCAUCAAAGAGCCAUUCUAGCUCCAACAAAUGAUGUUGUUCAAGAAAUUAACGAUCGUAUGCUGUCACUUUUUCCGGGAGUUGAGAAUGAAUAUUUAAGCUCAGAUAGUAUCUGUCCAACAGAAAUGCUUAAUGAGAAUUUAGAUGAUACAUUAUGCUCACCGGAUAUUCUUAAUGGAAUUAAAGCUUCUGGUUUGCCGAAUCAUAGGUUAGUUUUCAAGGUAGGUGUUCCGGUCAUGCUUCUUAGAAAUAUUGACCAAAAAAGUGGUUUGUGUAACGGAACAAGAUUAAAGGUGGUCUCUUUGGGUAAACGUGUUAUACAGGUAGAGAUUAUCUCUGGAAGUCACAUUGGCGAUCGUCAUUAUAUUCCUAGAAUUACGUUGAUACCUACAGACAAAAAACUUCACAUUAAGUUACAAAGAAGACAAUUUCCACUUGCGGUAUCUUUUGCAAUGACCAUAAACAAAAGUCAAGGACAAUCACUCUCUAGAGUUGGUUUGUUUUUGAAAAAUCCAGUUUUCACACAUGGUCAAUUGUAUGUUGCAUUAUCAAGAGUUACCCGACGAGAUGGCCUCAAAAUUGUUAUUCUAGAUAGUGAUGGAAAUCUUUCUGAUACAACGUCAAAUGUCGUAUACAAAGAAGUUUUUAGAAAUUUGUAA
Helianthus annuus (common sunflower) is the source of this 3466-nucleotide messenger RNA. RefSeq lists its product as uncharacterized. Gene Ontology annotation, biological process: DNA repair; telomere maintenance. Bases 164 to 3466 code for a protein of 1100 amino acids. Lineage: Eukaryota; Viridiplantae; Streptophyta; Magnoliopsida; Asterales; Asteraceae. Gene Ontology annotation, molecular function: DNA helicase activity. The record is from RefSeq and is a predicted model, not a curated record. The transcript is spliced from 6 exons.